Messenger RNA from Pleuronectes platessa (European plaice), 2103 nucleotides. RefSeq names its product solute carrier organic anion transporter family member 3A1. The record is from RefSeq and is a predicted model, not a curated record. Gene Ontology annotation, molecular function: protein binding. Lineage: Eukaryota; Metazoa; Chordata; Actinopteri; Pleuronectiformes; Pleuronectidae. Bases 1 to 2103 code for a protein of 700 amino acids. The transcript has 10 exons. Gene Ontology annotation, cellular component: membrane. Gene Ontology annotation, biological process: prostaglandin transport; sodium-independent organic anion transport; transmembrane transport.
AUGCAGGUGAAAAACCAGAUCUGCACCGAGCGCAGCAGCACCGACGACCCGGAGCAGGAUGACAACCAGAAGAAGACCUCGUGCUUCUCCAACAUCAAGAUUUUCCUGGUGUCGGAGUGUGCGCUCAUGUUGGCUCAGGGCACGGUGGGAGCCUAUCUGGUGAGUGUUCUAACCACUCUGGAGAGACGCUUCAACCUGCAGAGUGCCGAUGUGGGCGUCAUCGCCAGCAGCUUUGAGAUCGGUAACCUGGCCCUCAUCCUGUUUGUCAGCUACUUUGGCGCCAAGGCCCACAGGCCCCGCCUCAUUGGCUGCGGCGGUAUCGUCAUGGCUCUUGGGGCGUUGCUGUCCGCCCUGCCGGAGUUCCUGACCCAUCAGUAUGAGUAUGAGGCCGGCGACUCCUGGCACGCCGAGGACGGCAGGGACAUCUGCUCCAACAACUCCAGGUCAGAAAACAGAGACUCUGGGUUUAAAUGUGGCAACCGAGCCAACACCAACAUGAUGUACCUUCUGCUGAUCGGAGCCCAGGUUCUUCUGGGAAUCGGAGCCACACCUGUCCAGCCUCUGGGUGUGUCCUACAUCGACGACCAUGUCCACAGGAAAGACUCCUCACUGUAUAUAGGUAUUUUAUUUUCAACUUUAGUUUUUGGCCCGGCUUGUGGCUUCAUCUUAGGUUCCGUCUGUACCAAAGUAUAUGUUGAUGCUGUCUUCAUUGACACCAGUAAGCUGGACAUCACCCCAGAUGACCCUCGCUGGAUCGGAGCGUGGUGGGGCGGCUUCCUCCUCUGUGGUGCCUUACUAUUCUUGUCGGCCCUCUUCAUGUUCGGCUUCCCCCAGUCACUGGACCAGCAGGACAUGGACGGUGGAGGGGAGAGUGAGCAGGCCAUGCUGCCUCCUUCCCUGACCAUGGAAUACCAGGGCUCCAAACCCAAUGGGACCAUGCGGGGCUUUGAUAUAAACAGUGGCCUCACGGUCUGUGAGCAUCUGAGAAUAAUCCCUCGGGUCACCAGGCACUUACUCUCUAAUCCGGUGUUCAGCUGCAUCACACUGGCAGCCUGCAUGGAAAUUGCCGUGGUUGCCGGCUUUGCUGCCUUCCUUGGCAAAUACCUGGAGCAGCAGUUCAACCUUACCACCUCUUCAGCCAAUCAGCUGCUAGGUAUGACGGCCAUCCCGUGUGCCUGUCUGGGUAUCUUCCUCGGGGGGCUGCUGGUGAAGAAGCUUAACUUGUCUGCACUGGGCGCCGUCCGCAUGGCCAUGAUGGUCAACCUGGUAUCCACUGCCUGCUACGUCUCCUUUCUCUUCCUGGGGUGUGACACCGGACCAGUCGCAGGGGUCACUGUGGCCUAUGGCAACGAGACGCUGCGAUCCUGGCAGCGACCUGAGUCGCCGUGCAUCAAUAACUGCAACUGCUACACAGCGUCAGUUAGUCCUGUGUGUGGUUCCAAUGGAAUCACCUACCUCUCAGCCUGCUUCGCUGGCUGCACCAAACCAAACCUGACCAGCUGCGCGUGUAUAUCCAGCAACAGUGAGGAGGCCGUGGCGCUACCGGGGAAGUGUCCCAGUCCAGGCUGUCAGCAGGCCUUCCUCACCUUCCUGUGUGUUAUCUGUGUGUGCAGCAUGAUCGGAGCUAUGGCUCAGACACCCUCAGUCAUCAUCCUUAUCAGAACUGUAAGUCCAGAGCUGAAGUCUUAUGCCCUUGGGGUUUUGUUCCUGCUGCUGAGACUUAUAGGCUUCAUUCCUCCCCCUCUGAUCUUCGGCAUGGGCAUCGACUCCACCUGUCUGUUCUGGAGCUCGGUGUGCGGUGAGAAGGGAGCCUGCAUGCUGUACGACAACGUGGCCUACAGGCACCUGUAUGUCAGCAUCGCCAUCUUCCUCAAGUCCUCUGCCUUCAUCCUGUAUGCCACCACAUGGCAGUGUUUAAGGAAGAACUACAGGAAGUACAUCAAGAACAGCGAGGGGUACCUCACCCCCACCGAACUGUUUGCUUCCAACGUGACUCUGGACAAUUUGGGCAAGGAGAUAACGCAGAACCCGGCCAACAGGACAAAGUUCAUAUACAACCUGGAGGACCAUGAGACAUCUAACAACAUGGAGUCGGUUUUAUAG